Molecule: messenger RNA, 201 nt
Organism: Letharia columbiana
Lineage: Eukaryota; Fungi; Ascomycota; Lecanoromycetes; Lecanorales; Parmeliaceae
Exons: 1
Coding region: 1-201 (66 amino acids)
Source: RefSeq, a predicted model, not a curated record
AUGGGGGACAUGAGAAGAAUGCUGGCGCUACUUGAGGCUGUGAGGGAGAGGAGGAAGGUGCGGGUUGAAGUGAAGUUGUUUCGGGAGAAUAUGUGGGUGGGCGCUAUUGGUUUGGCAACUCUCGGUCUGGGCUCACAGUCACGAAAAGAGAAGGUCACGAAGAGACGGAAGAAGAAUAGAAGUAUAGCUCAGCGAGCCUAA